CCGUAUUUCCGGAAGUGAAAGGCUCGGUGAGAAGCAAGAUGGCGGACAAAGUGGCUGUGUGUGACUUCUCUCUUUAACUGCUCUCUAACUAAACUAUAGACACACGAACUUCAAGGAUUCCUCUUUUCUAAAGCGCCCGAAAUGGAAGUUCGGCGAGAUGUCGUGGUGUAUAAAGUGAAAGUUUAAAGACGUGAUAGAAGUUGGACGACUACUGCUAUGCUAAGAUGGCGACGUCAUGUCAAAGAGAAAGUGAAAGACAAUCAGAAACUUCCAGCAAAUCACCAACGGAGAUAAAGACGGAAGAUGAAGACAUCCACCAGCCGAUUGGUCAUCCAGUAGAAUUCCCGCCUCAGCUGCAGGGAGGCCAUUCCAAUUUGAAGCAGGAGACUCCAGAACCACUCCACAUUAAAAAGGAAGCGGAGGAACUCUGCAUCACUCAGGAGGGAGAGUGUCUUCUAGGACGAGAGGAAGAUGAUUACACCAAGUUUCCACUGACUGUUGUCUCUGUGAAGACUGAAGGUGAUGAAGAGAAACCACAAUUAGACAACUUCUUAGCUCCACUAUCAGAUAGUGAUGCUGAAGAUGAAGUUGAAGUAACUUUGAGCAGCGAUACAGACUGUGAAGGUGAUAUGAGGACUCACACUGACAACAAACACUCUGAAUGCUCUAAAAAGAAGAGAGGUAAAACCUGUUUGAGGUGCUCAGUUUGUGCUAAAAUCUUUACAAAAAAGAGCCUUUUCGCUGAACACAUGAGAACGCACACAGGGGAAAAACCAUUUAAAUGUUCAGUGUGCGGUAAAACCUUUUCCCAAAGGAGCAGUUUGACUCGACAUAUGAGAAAGCACAACGAAGAAAAACCACAUAAUUGUUCAGUUUGCGGUAAAGGUUUCACUAAAAAGUGCCAUAUGUCCCAACAUAUGAGAAGGCACACAGGAGGAAAGGCAUAUAAUUGUUCAGUUUGUGGUAAAAGCUUUGGUUCCAGUUCAGGUGUGACUCAACACAUAAUAACACACAAAGAGCAAAAAACAUGUAGUUGCUCCAUUUGUGGUAAAAGUUUCUUUCAAAAGACAAAUUUAAAUCAACACAUGAGAAUACACACCGGAGAGAAACCAUUUAAAUGUUCAAUAUGUGGUAAAAGUUUUGCCCAAAAUAGCAGUUUGACUGAACACACCAGAAUACACACAGGAGAAAAACCAUUCAAUUGCUCAGUGUGCGGCAAAAGCUUUUCUCAAAAGAGCAGUUUGAAUCAACACAUGAGAAUACACACAGGAGAAAAACCAUUCAAAUGUUCAGUGUGUGGUAAAACGUUUACCAAAAAGAGCCAUUUGACUGAACACGUGAAAACACACACAAUUAUAAAAAUGUUUAAUUGCUCUGUUUGUGACGAUAGCUUUAGUAAAAACUACCAUUUGACUGAACACAUGAAAACACACACCGGAGGAAAAACAUUUAAAUGUUCAGUUUGUGUUAAAAUCUUUGUAUCCAAGCAAGGGUUGACUCGACACAUAAAGUUACACACUGGAUUAAAACCAUAUAAUUGUUUAGUUUGUGGUAAAAGCUUCGCUUUAAAAACCAAUAUGACUCGACACCUGAGAACGCACACCGGAGAAAAACCAUUCACUUGUUCAGUUUGUGCGAAAAGCUUUUUUUCCGGACAUAGUUUGAACCGACAUGUAUUGAAUUUUAAACAGAAUAAAACAUUUAGUUGUUCAGUGUGCGGUAAAAUAUUACAUCACAAUGAAGACGCAGUAAAACACAUGAGAACACACAAGAGAGAAUAACCAAUUAGCUGUUAAGUUACUGGUUUGUUGUUCAUAUGUGGCGACAUCCACCCAAAUCCAGGACCUCAUCAAAAUAAAUUCACUAUUUCUUUCACAAAAAUAUCUGAGGUCUUCGUACGAAUGGGAAUUUUUCUGGAGCAAAGAUGAGUUAUUUCCUCAGCAGACGCAACACACAUGGUGAUUUUUAGAAUAAUUAUGUGUAAGUUAUGGGGCGGCAUAGCUCGGUUGGUAGAGUGGCCGUGCCAGCAACUUGAGGGUUGCAGGUUCGAUUCCUGCUUGUGCCAUCCUAGUCACUGCCGUUGUGUCCUUGGGCAAAACACUUUACCCACCUGCUCCCAUUGCCACCCACACUGGUUUAAAUGUAACUUAGGUAUUGGGUGUCACUAUGUAAAGCGCUUUGAGUCAUUUGAGAAAAGCGCUAUAUAAAUAUAAUUCACUUCACUUCACAAAAGUUUACCUUUUCGGAAACUUCGGGCGAGCAGAUAGAGGCUGUCUUUGUUGCAACAAGCCAAAAGCUUGUAAAAUUCCAUUGUGCACGAUGGGAGGCGAGGGGAGGGGUUAUCCAUUGUGAUCCAAGACUUGCCCAAGCUCGAUCCAGGACCAGCCCAAGCCCGAGGCAUCUUUUUUUUGGGGGUUAAUAUGACUGAAAACAAUAGCCAUUUACAUACCCCCCCCCCCACCCCCCACCCCUUCCUUUAGAAACAGGGAAUAUCCAAAUAAAAGAGGAGACGUGGACCUUUUUUCGACACUGUACAAGGGUACAGAUGUAUACGUUUCUCCUCAUUGAGCCAAAUUGAAUUCUGUCUCUGUUUGAUUAUUUGCUUCUUGUCUGUUUUAAUAGAUGUCAUCGAUGUUCAAACCUGAAGAUGAUUUUAGCUGGGGAGGAAUUUGUAGUCUUGUUCAGUUAUGUUUUUACCAGCUCCUCUAUGCCUGACUUUGAACACCAACAACAUGAAUCGAUCUGCCUGAAACUACACUUUCCAAGUUGCCUGGUGUUCAUUUUUGAUGAUUCGAUGCACAAUGUAAAAUCUGAGCAUAUUGACACUAUCCGAGAACUCCACCCAAUCAUGGGAAGUAAAAAGACUGACGCUCAUGGUCAAUGUGUUCGUGAGUUGGUUUUACUCAACAUUUUCCGCCAACUAGGAAGGGGGGAAAUUGCCCCAAAACGAGCGUAGGUAGUCUGACUUUGUACUUGAAAUCAAAAUCUGAAUACCAGAGAACCAAUUAGACCCCUGCUGUUCCUCCAUUAGAACAUAAGGGACAGACUUUUAGCGAGACAAAAGAUAAGACUGAGCUUCUUGCCACAUAUGCAGCUCAUCAAUCAAUCAAUGUUUAUUUAUAUAGCCCCAAAUCACAAAUGUCUCAAAGGACUGCACAAAUCAUUACGACUACAACAUCCUCGGAAGAACCCACAAAAGGGCAAGGAAAACUCACACCCAGUGGGCAGGGAGAAUUCACAUCCAGUGGGACGCCAGUGACAAUGCUGACUAUGAGAAACCUUGGAGAGGACCUCAGAUGUGGGCAACCCCCCCCCCCCUCUAGGGGACCGAAAGCAAUGGAUGUCAAGCGGGUCUAACAUGAUACUGUGAAAGUUCAAUCCAUAGUGGCUCCAACACAGCCGCGAGAGUUCAGUUCAAAGCGGAUCCAAAACAGCAGCGAGAGUCCCGUGCACAGGAAACCAUCCCAAGCGGAGGCGGAUCAGCAGUGUAGAGAUGUCCCCAACCGAUACACAGGCGAGCGGUCCAUCCUGGGUCUCGACUCUGGACAGCCAGUGGUCAUCGGACCGGACCCCCUCCACAAGGGAGGGGGGGACAUAGGAGAAAAAGAAAAGAUGCGGCAGAUCAACUGGUCUAAAAAGGAGGUCUAUUUAAAGGCUAGAGUAUACAGAUGAGUUUUAAGGUGAGACUUAAAUGCUUCUGCUGAGGUGGCAUCUCGAACUGUUACCGGGAGGGCAUUCCAGAGUACUGGAGCCCGAACGGAAAACGCUCUAUAGCCCGCAGACUUUUGUCCAUCUUGAUGUGAAUGGUAAGAAACUCCAAAAUUUGCAGCCCACAAAUCAGCCAAGUUCUUUCAGCCAUGAAAUCCAAGCCCAUAAAUGUUCCUGAAAAAAUGCCCUUCUCUUAACCCUGAUGGGAUCACAGCAACUGUACUUAAAGGCCUACUGAAAUGAGAUGUUCUUAUUUAAACGGGGAUAGCAGGUCCAUUCUAUGUGUCAUACUUCAUCAUUUCGUGAUAUUGCCAUAUUUUUGCUGAAAAGAUUUAGUAGAGAACAUCCACGAUAAAGUAUGCCACUUUUGGUCGCUAAUAAAAAAGCCUUUCCUGUACCGGAAGUAGCAGACGAUGUGCGCGUGAUGUCACGGGUUGUGGAGCUCCUCAAAUCAAUCAUGGCCACCAGCACCUAGAGCGAUUCGGACCGAAAAAGCGACAAUUUCCCCAUUAAUUUGAGCGAGGAUGAAAGAUUUGUGGAUGAGGAUAGUGAGAGUGAAGGACUAUCAAUCAAUCAAUCAAUGUUUACUUAUAUAGCCCUAAAUCACUAUUGUCUCAAAGGGCUGCACAAACCACAACACAAACCACUACGACAUCCUCGGUAGGCCCACAUAAGGGCAAGGAAAACUCACACCCAGUGGGACGUCGGUGAAGAAGUAAAAAAAGACGAGGGCGGUGGGAGCGAUUCAGAUGUUAGUAGACACAUUUACUAGGAUAAUUCUGGAAAAUCCCUUAUCUGCGUAUUGUGUUACUAGUGUUUUAGUGAGAUUAUAUGGUCGUACCUGAAAGUCGGAGGGGUGUGGCCACAGGUGUGGGAAGCCACGUUUCUCGACGAGGAAAGGCAGCCGGGCGAGAUUUUUUUUUCCCCCCUCUCCUCCGCGGUGUAAGCAUCCGACGGUCAGGGGUGGCCGGUGGGAGGAGGCAAGAGAGUCCGCAGCUGCAGGAAGAACGACGCAAACUCUCCGCUCAUGUCUACGGUAAGAGCCGACUUAUUGCCACCAUUUUCUCACCGAAACCUGCCGGUUGACAUGUGGUAGGGAACCAUGUUAGGCUUGACCACUCUGUUCCAUAGUAAAGCUUCACCGUCAGCUUAUAGCAGGGGUAGGGAACCUAUGACUCUAGAGCCAGAUGUGGCUCUUUUGAUGACUGCGUCUAGCUCUCAGAUAAAUCUUAGCUGACAUUGUUUAACACGAUAAGUAAUGAAUAAUUCUGCUGUUAGUCACAGUGUCAAAAAAAAAAACGUUCAAAAUAUAAAACAUUCUCAUGCAUUUUAAUCCAUCCAUCCGGUUUCUACCGCACCUGUUCGAGAAGUCGCAUUAAUGGUAAGAAGUAUUUUAUUUAUUGUUGGUUAUAUUCAGAAUAACUGUUAUUAAAAAGAAUGAGAGACUUAUUUUAUUAUACUCUAAAAAUGUUGGUUUUACUUAAAAAUGCAUGCAUUUAGUUGUGUUCAGUCUUAAAAAAUAAUGUUAUGGCUCUCACGGAAGUACAUUUUAGAAUAUUUGGCUUGUAUGGCUCCCUCAGCCAAGAAGGUUCCCGACCCCUGGCUUAUAGGAAUGUAAAAAAGGAAACACCGGCUGUGUUUGUGUUGCUAAAGGCGGCCACAAUACACCGCUUCCCACCUACAUCUUUCUUCUUUGACGUCUCCAUUAUUAAUUGAACAAAUUGCAAAUGGUUCAGCAACACAGAUGUCCAGAAUACUGUGUAACCGACGACUUAUAGCUGGGAUCGGUGCUGGAUCAAAAUGUCCGCUACAAUCCUUGACGUCACGCGCACGCGUCAUCAUAAGCGUCAUCAUUCCGCGACGUUUUCAACAGGAAACUUAAAAUGGCAAUUUAGUAAACUAAAAAGGCCGUAUUGGCAUGUGUUGCAAUGUUAAUAUUUCAUCAUUGAUAUAUAAACUAUCAGACUGCGUGGUCGCUAGUAGUGGCUUUCAGUAGGCCUUUAAAAACUGAUCCAGAGUUUGAUCCAGACAGAAAUGUGUGUUUGUUGAGAGUUUAAAUGUUUAGUUUCUCUCAUUUCAUGAUAUUAUUUCUGCUUAUGUGAGGUCACUCGGGUUCACUUCCUGUUGCAUGUGGACACAUCUUCAUAUUUACCUUCACUGUAUUUUAGUUGUUUUACUAUCUUGUUUUGUUGGCUUUUAUAAAAUCUUAAACCAUU
This is a messenger RNA of Nerophis ophidion (straightnose pipefish), 5924 nucleotides long. Its product is annotated as zinc finger protein OZF-like. The transcript is spliced from 2 exons. The coding region runs from base 225 to 1781 and encodes 518 amino acids. The record is from RefSeq and is a predicted model, not a curated record. NCBI's taxonomy places the organism in Eukaryota, Metazoa, Chordata, Actinopteri, Syngnathiformes, Syngnathidae.